This is a messenger RNA of Encephalitozoon romaleae SJ-2008, 468 nucleotides long. Its product is annotated as chromobox protein. Gene Ontology annotation, molecular function: chromatin binding. Lineage: Eukaryota; Fungi; Microsporidia; Unikaryonidae. Gene Ontology annotation, cellular component: nucleus; pericentric heterochromatin. Gene Ontology annotation, biological process: negative regulation of transcription by RNA polymerase II; chromatin organization. The transcript has a single exon. Bases 1 to 468 code for a protein of 155 amino acids. The record is from RefSeq and is a predicted model, not a curated record.
AUGAAAGAUGGAGACAUUUACACUGUAGAUAAAAUUGUUGGGCAUCGAAGGAGAAGGGGCACAAAACAGUAUCUUGUGAAGUGGGAAGGGUAUUCAGACUCCGAAAACACUUGGGAGGAUGAAAAGAAUAUUUUCUGUAAGAAGUUAAUAAAGGAAUAUGAAGAAUCUCAAAGAAAAUUAAAGAAGGGCAAUAGACAAGUAAAUAAGAAAAAAGCUGUUCCUAGGAAAUCUAAGAAGGACCUACCAAGUAGUAGCAGAUGUGUUACUAAUGACUGGGACGAGCUAGUUGACAGAAUUGUAUCAGUAGAAAAAAACGGGCCCAUCCUUGUGGUUUGGUUGUUAUUUAAGGAUGGAAAGAAAGAUCGCUUUCCUGCAUCAGAGAUUCAUAUAAGAUGCCCAUUACACCUACUUGAAUACUAUGAAAGCAAUUUAGUUUUCUGCGAAGAUGGAGUAAAUGAUAUCAAGUAA